AUGUCCGUUCUCCUCGUGGACGUUCUGCUCAUGGAUGGCGGCUGCCCAGUGCUACUAGGAAAAGAGGGGCAGACGAGAUUGAGCGAGAGAGCUAACGGAGCGAACAAGCCUGAGAGCCAGGAGCAUUGGUGCGAAUACAAAUUCCGCCCGUUGAACCUCUGUGAAAGAGGUACGAUGUUCAGCAUGUCUUCAAAUGAUGAUGAGAGGGAUAUGGUAGAUGUGCAACAUGGGCUACAUCAUGCUGAUCGUCAAGCCAAGUAUACAGCUGUUAUUACGAAACAGCCUCCAAGCGACCAACCUAUGCGUUACAGAAGCGAGGCAAAAAAGGGCAACUGCUCCUGUAGCCAGAAAGGGUUCACAACAGCACCUCUUUUGCUUAGAGAUGAUGCCUGGAUAGAAAUUGAGCUGCAGCGUGGAAAUGAACCAAUUCCAGGAAGUAUUGAGGUGACUAUGUAUACCUGUAACAUAGCUGCACAUGAAAGAACUGGUCCUGGACAGUAUUUGCCUCAUCCAUUCCCCUUGAUUGGCACAGGCACGCUGGAUGGAGUGUACAGGAGGGAACACUGUGGCAACCAACCAAUCAGGAUUCCCAGAUUAAAAAUUGAAAAAUGCUCAGGGAAAAAGGUUGAAAACAAUCUGAGAGAUAAGAUUGCAUAUGACUCAAGUGGACAGCUAAAUCAGAUUUUUGAGACAGAUGAUAAGUUGCAACUGAAGACCGGUAUGAAUGGUGUCAGGCUCUGCAUCUGCCUGAAGCUGAUGUUUUCUGACAAAUCAUUUCUGGUUUUGGAUCCUUUAUACUCUAAUCCCAUCAUGGAUACUUCAAAGAUGCCUAAAGAAAGGACAGAAAAGAUUGUCAUGGAGGAAAUCCACCCAUCUUCUGCACCAGGCAGUGAGAGGAAAGAAGUUGGUGUCUGGGGGAUAAAUUUUCAGACAGGUGAUGUGGUAGUAUUCUCUGAGGAAAACACUGGAUGGUCUGCUGAAGUAAAGGUGACAGCAGAUAUGUGUUGUGGACCGAAAAAGAUGAAUAUCCUCACCCCUGUGUAUGAUGGACAGUCAGACUCGAAGGAAAUCAAAGUCGAUGUGUUUGUCCGCCGACAAACUGCGAGUGGACAAAUUGACAGUGAUCAUGUGCCAUUUACCUUUUACCACGAUGAGUAUGGCAUCAUGGCGAGAAGAGCAAGAAAAAAGCUUAAGUGUGGAACUGGGAACCAAACAUUUUCAGUAAAUACUCACACUGAUGUCAUUUAUGCAAGGAGAGUAACAGAUGGUGGUACAGAAUGGCUGUCUGUUUCAUUGGCAUCAGGCUCAAAAUUCGACUCGCUGAGUGGUUCUAAGAGCAGUUCCACGACAUUGCCUGUAAACAAAGCCCAGGUAAACAGUGACUCUGGACACAACAGAUCUUCAUCCCAACCAGGGCAUCCCUUGGAGAAGGCAGUUGGUUAUACCCCCAACAGUUCUGCAGGCAAUUCUCAUUUUAAGGACAUCCAAGGAUCAAGUGGAUCUGGUGAUAAAGAGCAAGGCAUGCAGCAGUCAUUCACUUUUUUUUCUGGGAAUGACUCUGAUACUGAACAAAUCUGUAAAAGAUCAGAUGUUCCUCUUGAUGUGGGGAAAAAUUUGAAAUCUGCAGAUAGGGGAUCUGCAAACGUCCAUUUGAGCACAUCUUCAGCUCGUUCUCAGCAUGUAACACGGCUUGGUGAUUUAGGAGAAAACAACCACAUCGAAAUGUCCAUUGUUGACGAGUCAAACGGUGGUGGACAUAUACCGGAAUACCCGAAAGAUUUUAUAUUAGAAUAUGAUUCUAAAAACACAAAUACAGAUCAAGGUCCCUUAGAUAAUAUAUCAGAAGGAAGUCAUAAAUGUCAGGAUUUAAGAUACGAGGACCUUCAUGUAAAUCCACCGUUUUACGAUACACAACAUGCCUUUACACUGGAGGGAAGGGCCUUAGUAGGCCAGGUCAACCAGGAAGCCACUGGCCAAGCAGACACCUCUGCUCAUGGAACAGAUCUUUCAGCUGAAUGUAUGGAAUUGAUCUCAGAUCUAUCCCAGGUAAAUCCUGUACAAGAAGUUCCCAUUGCAAUUGGGAAUAGAAGCACAUAUCAUGGCUCUUUAUUUGAUUUAGUAGAGUAUAUACCUGAGGAUCUCUUAGACAAGUUAUUUGAAAUAAUAGAGAAAGCAGGACUGACAUGGGAUCACGAAAAGAUUUUUUUUUAAAGUUUUUUUUU
Liolophura sinensis is the source of this 2222-nucleotide messenger RNA. RefSeq lists its product as uncharacterized. The coding region runs from base 1 to 2211 and encodes 736 amino acids. Gene Ontology annotation, molecular function: DNA binding; DNA-binding transcription factor activity. Gene Ontology annotation, biological process: regulation of DNA-templated transcription. The record is from RefSeq and is a predicted model, not a curated record. The transcript has 12 exons. NCBI's taxonomy places the organism in Eukaryota, Metazoa, Mollusca, Polyplacophora, Chitonida, Chitonidae.